Messenger RNA from Labrus bergylta (ballan wrasse), 881 nucleotides. The record is from RefSeq and is a predicted model, not a curated record. Lineage: Eukaryota; Metazoa; Chordata; Actinopteri; Labriformes; Labridae.
CGGUAGCACUAUGCUAACCUACGAUGCUAACACAGGCUAGUGCUGUCACAAGGAUUCAUGAACCACAUUUACUACUUACAUUUUAGUGCUUCAAUUGAGACUUAGUCAUGUCUCAGGUGGAGAAGAAGGCGGGGCUGCUGCGGAGGACCUCGUCCUCAAAGAAACCCCUAAAAGAGAAGGUGGUGCUGAUGUAUGAUGAGAUUUUUGCGAAAGAAGAUCCAGCCAAAAACAACCCUCGCUUCUGGGAUGAGCUGUUUCUAAUGAAGGUGAACCUGGAGUACUUAGAGUCAAAGUUGGAGAGUAUAGACGGGGAGGAGGUUCAGCGGAUCCAGGACAACAUCAACUCUUUGUUCCACCACUGUGUCCAGGCACUGGGAGAGGAGCACCAGAUCAAAGUGGUCAAUGCUCUGCAGACUCUCUGUGCACUUUUCCGAGGGGUUCACCAGAAGAACAAGUCUGCGUCCGGCUUUGACAUCAUCAACAUGCUGAUGGGGUUUGACAAGGCUGAGCAAAGGAUGAAGGACCUGAUGGAGAGACUGGACAGCCUUCUCUGUGGAGACGGAUCAGAAAGUCUCAAGAGUCUGUGCCUCAAACUGCUCCUGUGUCUUGUGACGGUAACAGACAAUAUAAGUCAGAACACCAUCCUGGAAUAUGUGAUGAUCAACAGCAUCUUUGAAGCCAUUCUGCAGAUUCUGUCAGAUGUAUCCAGUAGAGGGCAGCAUGGUUAUGAUGCUGUCGUUCUCCUGGCCCUUUUGGUCAACUACAGGAAAUAUGAGUCUGUGAAUCCGUACAUAGUGAAGCUCUCCAUUGUGGAUGAUGAGCCAACCCUCGAUGGAAUGGGGAUGGUUGUCCACCACGCUCUGACAGAAUAUAACAGGUGA